CUACUUAUUCCCAACCUUCUUGGCUUACUGACACCCAUCCCUAUCCCCCAGGUUUCUACCAUGAAGCUCGCUGUAGUGGGGGGCGGCCCCUCCGCAUUCUACGUCGCUUCGCGUACGUUGCAGCUUCUCCCCAAGCAGGUCGCGCCCAACCUCCGGAUCCACCUUUACGAUCGCCUCUGGGCACCCCACGGUCUCGUCCGCUACGGCGUCGCGCCAGACCACCCAGAAGUUAAAAACUGCGUGCACAAGUUCGACGAGGCGGCGAGUGACCCGCGCCUGAAGUUCUUUGGGAACGUCAACAUCAGCGCGUCGCGAGAGGACCCGCUGCCGUUCCCUCACGCCGUGAACCUGCCCAUUACCUCCCUGUUUGAGAACUACUCGCAUUUGCUAUUUUCCUCCGGCGCCCCCAUCCCCCGCGCGCACGAUGCGCUGCCGACCUCGUCGCCGCACGUCCUACCCGCACUGUCGCUCGUGCACUGGUACACUGCGCACCCUAGCCGCCCGCAAGUACCUGACCUCAGCAAGAUUGAGCAUGUCAGCAUUAUUGGGAACGGGAACGUUGCGAUGGAUAUCGCGCGCAUGCUACUGUCGCCCCUCGAACACCUCUAUCCCUACGACAUUCCACUACCCGUACUCGACGCCCUCAGCAAAUCCGCGGUGAAGCACGUCAGCAUCAUUGGUCGGAGGGGACCCCUGGAGGCGGCGUGCACGGCGAAGGAGCUGAGGGAGCUGCUGACGCUUCCCAAUGCGUCAAUGCGCCCGAUAGACCCAGAGAUGUUCGACACAGCGGUGAAGCCGACGAGACAGCAAGCAAGGAUCAUGCAGCUCAUGCAGAAGGGGUCAGCGCAGUCCUACGGCACGACACCCCGUACUUGGUCCUUCGAUUUCUUCCGGCAACCCGCGGGACUCAACGAGGCGCCCAACACUCGCCCCGACCUCCUGCUCGAGCACACGCGCGUGGAUCCCGCUACGGGGCGCGCUGCCCCAACCGGCGAGCGCAGCGCCCUCCCCACCGACCUCAUCGUCACCUCCCUCGGCUUCCGCGCAGAGGCGCCCCCACGCAUCGCCGGCGGCGCGCUCGACGCAGUCAAACAGCUCGGGCACCUCGACACGCUUCCCGGUGGCCGCGUGCGCGGCCUCAAGAGCGUAUACGCGAGCGGCUGGGCUGCAAACGGCGCGCGCGGCGUGCUCGCGAGCACGAUGAUGGACGCGUACGCGGUCGCGGCGACGCUCGUGGGCGACUACAACGCGGCGCGGGGCACGGCUCAGCCGACGGGCGAGCCCGCGGACGCGGAGUCGACGUCGGUUGCAGGGACGCCGGAUGCGCCCGUGAGUGUGAAGGAGGGUUCGGCGCCGGAGUCGGUAAUGUCGACGGGGACGCCGCCGAUGGAGGUGAUGAAUGCGUUUGCGGAGGGGGAGGGGCCGCCAGGGGAGAUUGUGGAGGCGGAGAGAGAGGGGAGGGUUCUCGGGUAUGAGGCGUGGCGGCUCAUUGAUGAGGAGGAGAGGCGACGAGGGAAAGCACUCGGGCCGGAUAGGGAGAAGGAGAGGGAGCGCAUGAGCUGGGAGGAGGUACAGGAAUUCCUGUCGCAGCGAAGGUAGAAGACGAACAUCGCGUACGGGGCGUCGCAUAUCAGAAUUCCGGCGGCGUAGAGAUCGUAUAGCUGUAACGAGCACGGUUUGGAGGAAAUUCAGGUCGGCAGGAUCGUUGAGGUUGUGAAGUCCAGGGAGCUUGUACGUCCGUCCAAUGAUUCUACCGUGAGGGGUCCAUGACGAUGACUUCUUUCCGUGCAUCGAGCUAUUUCAGUGCGCCUACGCUCGCGUAUGACAGGCAGUCGAGAGGGGGGAAUGAGGCUGUAUGUCCGCUAGGAUGGUGUUGUUAGUGUGGAUAGCGGUUCGCAUGAUGAGGAUGCAGGUCAUGAUAGGUACAAGAUGGGUACAAGAGUUUGAAUGAUGCGAUGCGACGCAACGUUUGCAGCCAC
Molecule: messenger RNA, 1979 nt
Organism: Schizophyllum commune H4-8
Lineage: Eukaryota; Fungi; Basidiomycota; Agaricomycetes; Agaricales; Schizophyllaceae
Product: nucleotide-binding domain-containing protein
Exons: 2
Coding region: 61-1599 (512 amino acids)
Biological process (GO): ubiquinone biosynthetic process
Cellular component (GO): mitochondrion
Source: RefSeq, a predicted model, not a curated record